CAAAUUUCUAAGGCUGGCAGGGGGUAUGGUCACAAAUUUUAUUGAAUAAUAUGUGAAUACGAUGAAGUACACAUACACGUGAUAGAGAUAAAAAAAUAAAAUAAAUAACAGAUAAAAUCAAGAAAUAAGCUUUUUUAGGUCUUCUAUACUUAGUGGAAUAUAUAAAGCUAGAAAAUUAAACCUCCAAGAUUUUUAGGGUAAGAAUGAAUUCGGAGUUGAAAUAAUCCGGUUUAUUAUGAGCCGGUUCAGUAUGAACUAAUUGGUCCUUUUGGAUAUAUAUUUUUUUUUAUGAAUAUGAAAUAAACUAUGAACAGUGUUAGGAUAGACAAUAGACAAACAUUUGGAGGAUUUAAAUGGAAAUGCACUUUUAUACUUGCAACAUGUAGAUUUAUCAGGAAGACAUCCAAGAGAGGAAGACAGCCUGGCGGUCCUUUUUUUAUACAAGCCAUUAGAUUUGGCUGAAAGUUUGGUAAACGUCAUUGAUUACUUGGGUCAAAAUGUCGUUGGUUCAACAAUAGUAUAAUCCUCCAUCAAUUUUCAUCAAAGCAUGAGGGAGGAUGUGUGGGAACUCAGGAAAUAAAUUAAAAAUCAUAAAAGAUGAAUUCCAAAGGAAUUGAAAUGUAAAAAAAAAUGUUUGCCAGUAUAUUUCCUUUUAGUCAAGGGAACACAAACAUUUUCUUAUGGACCCCUAAAUGCAUAUAAUUAGAAAAAAGUUUUGUUAAUCUCAAGUAUACAUUUAGAUGCUGUAAUAAAUUCAGAAACUAUUAAGACAAAAAAAAAAAAAAAAAUAGAAAACUACAAAGAGCAACAAGAAGAUAACCAAUGAUGGCAUUUGUUUCCCAUGCUUAAUGUAGGGACUACGAAAUUAAAAAGUACAUGAAUAGCCUAGUUAUUUGUUUGGGAAAUGGAAACAAUGUGUUUAUUCGGUGACACUUUUUCCGUGGUCUGAAAAAAAGCCUACAAAAGAUCAAUUAAUAAUGUGAUAAUCUGUGCUUGCAUUGGUCCUUUGCAAGAAGCCUUCUUGACUUUGUCUAAAAGCUACAGACUGAGGAACAAAGCAGCCGAAAGCUCCAAAAUAAAAAGAAAAUGUUGAGGAAAGAAAACUACUAUAUCAAAAGAAACCAAUGUUUCUUCUGGUAAGUACUUAAUAGUUGUCCGUUUCUGACAAAUGAAAAAGUUGACGUUUCAAAUUGGGACAUUAUCUUGCAAGUUACUUGAAACUUAAUAUACGUAGUCUUUAAAAUUGAUUAAUGUUACUGAGAUUUGCCUCUUUGGUCAAAGAUCCAAUUUUUUAUUUAUUAAUGUUAAAUUUUGUAUUCUGAUUUUCUAUAGACGAUAUAAUAUUUCCUUUUCAGUACAUAUUUUAAUUAGAGAAUUCUUGCUUGUGUGAAAUAUAUCUGUAAAGAAGGACUAUUGAAGGCAGUGCAGUGUUGCCUUUCUGAAACGUCAACACAAUUGUGGUGGCGAGAUUUCGUGUUUGUACUCUAGGUUAUACCCAGCCUCGUCUGUCACUUUACGUUCUUCGUUCUAGUCGACAGGAUCGGAGAAAGCGAUGGCUCCAAAACAACGGAUGCGAUAUGCCAAUGAAAAAGCUAGUAAAUUCGUCACCAUGAGGGGAAAUGUCCCUAAAUCGACGAAAGCACUAGAAGAAAAGUACCCUGUAGGCCCUUGGCUUCUGGCUCUUUUUGUUUUCGUUGUCUGCGGUUCAGCUGUAUUCCAAAUUAUUCAGAGUAUAAGGAUGGCAUGAGAAGUCACAAGAAAAAGGAUAAUGGCAGUCCAAAUAUAAUAAAUAAUAGCACAACUUCCAUCAGUGAUAAUCCCUGGAUUGCAUCCUGGCAUUAAAUUAUAUCCUACUUUGUUUAAAUGAAUUUUUAAUUUUUGUUCCUCUUAUUAAAAAAUUUCAUUGCAUUUAUUAUAUUUAAUGUAAAAGACAUAUAACAUCACUCUUCUUUAUUAGAUAGCUCAACUCUUAAAGAAUGUAAAUAAUGUUGUUUAAGAUAGAAGUAAUAUUGUAUAUUGCUUGCAUUCCAUUAAAGGAGAACUCGAAUUGAAGAAGAAAGCUUCUGAAUAAAGACUUUUUACUAAUAUUGUUGUAAUGAUUAUAUUUAUUGAUUGUGAUUAUUAAAAUGAUGGUUCAUUUUAAUUAAAUAACCUAUCUUUAUCCAUUCAAGGUUAUCAAAACUCUAAACAAAGUCAAGAUAAACCAAUCCAGCUGAAUCAACAUAUUUCUUGUUUUGCAGUUGUUCACGCUUGUUUACUAUCUGCAACUCUUUUAUUUAUGGAUGUUACGCUUUUAAAAAUGGUUAACCUACUAAAUAUUAUUCUUGAUUUUCUUUUUCUUUUGUAAUUUACUUAGAAAGUGUAAUUUUUGCUUUAAAAAAAAUAUUAACUUAACGAUUGAUAUAAAAACAGGAUGUUGUUGGAAUCAUCCAAUAGUAUUUGAUUAAAUAAUAGUCCUUUCACUAAGAUUGGUGAUAAAAUAAUCUAUUGAUAAAAAGAUUAAAACAUGUUAGACUGAUAUUUUAUUUUUUUUUAUGUUGAAAGUUAAAAUAUGCUAUAAAAAUUCUGUAAAUAUCUUUAAAAUAUUCAAUUACAUUUCCUGUAAAAAUAAUUCAUUAAAAAAUCAUGAUGUAAAAUUAGCUGUUUUGAAUGUAAGAUUGAAUAAAAGUAAAACAAUACUGAUUUUUCAUUUAAAAUUAUUAUAAUAAUCUAAAAUCUUAGUUUUUUUUACAAACAUGAUUAAAACCUUUUUUUAAUUGAUACAAAUAAAGCAGAACAAAGUUAUAUAUAAAUCACAAAAUUUGUUAAAAGAUAAAAAAGAAAAAUCUUAUGUCUCUCUAUUAUAUUCAUUAAAUUUAAUUUUCUCAUAUCCAGUUUGAUGGAUGAUUCUAUUGAAUUAUACCAGCUAAAAAAUUUUCUUUUAAUUGUAAUGUUCUAAAAUUUAUUAAGUACUAGAAUGGAUAUGUGCUUUAAUAAAGAAAAAGCAAACAAAAUUAGAAAGCUGGCCUUGUAAAUAGUGGAACUUCAGCUAUACCCUAAUAUUAAAAGUUUUAUUAACAGUACCAAGAGGAAUAUUUGUUACUGCUAUGGUCACAAAAACUAUCUCUCCUAAAUAAAGAUUUCUUAGAAGAAUCACCCUCCAAGAAUGUAAUUCUGAAAAAACAAAAUUAAUCUGUUAAUUCUCAACUGAAAAAUGUAUUUUA
Messenger RNA from Nezara viridula (southern green stink bug), 3203 nucleotides. NCBI's taxonomy places the organism in Eukaryota, Metazoa, Arthropoda, Insecta, Hemiptera, Pentatomidae. The record is from the annotation of a GenBank genome assembly.